AUGGCGGAUCCAAAUAAUGUGUCGCAGUACAAGUACUCGGCGAUGUCCAACCUGGUUCUCCAGGCGGACCGUCGAUUUGUAACUCGCCGCACAGAUGAGGUUACAGGUGACCCGGAGUCCCUCGCCGGUCGUAUUAAUAUCAAGGACAUGGGCACACGAGUGUCAGAAGCGGAUGCUGCAAAGGUCAAAAGAGUUCCAGUUACCCCGAGAAAUGUGGAACGGGAUGCCAUUCGUGAAGGCGAAGCUGUCUUGCAACGAGAACAGCGGAAGCGGAAACGAGGGGAACCCGCCCAGAUGAAGGGCGCGGGUAUCCUGUCUGCGGCAGAUACGCUUAUUGAAGGCCUAAAAUAUCGUCCCAGAACUCCUGUGACGAGAGCAACGUAUGAUUUAAUACUCACCAUGACUUCCAACCACCUGGGCGAUGUGUCUCACGAGGUCAUUCGAAGCGCUGCGGAUGCGGUGCUGGAGCUUUUGAAAGACGAAAAUAUGAAGGACUUUGACAAGAAAAAAGAGAUUGAUGAUUUACUUGGAAGCUCGAUGGGACCCAAGGAGUUUAAUGAGCUUGUAAACCUGGGGAAGAAAAUUACUGAUUACGAUGCCCAGGAUGAAGAUGAAAACAUGGAGGACGGCGCGGAUGGUGGACAUGGCGGAGAGGAAUUGGAUGAGAGACAAGGUGUCGCUGUGGUUUUCGAUGAACCAGAUGAUGAAGAAGAAAAUUUCGCCCACGAAGUUCGAGACGCUGAUGAGCAUUCCGACGAAGACAUGUCUGAUGAGGAAGAUCGACCGGAUCUAGAGGAGAUUGCUACCGCUGGUGGGGCCGCUGCUGAAAGGGACAAAGCCGGCACCCCCGAUGAAGAAAUAAUAAUCGAUGGCACCGUGGAGGCAUCCAAUGGCGACAAAACUAAUGGUAGCGCAAAAGUUGUUCCAAUCCGCGAAAUUGAUGCCUAUUGGCUCCAACGGGAGAUUGGAUCGGUUUAUAGUGACGCACAUAUACAACAAGAAAAGACCCGAGAGGCGUUACAGAUGAUGGGUGAAAAGUUCGAGGAUGGGAGUGAAAGACCGCUCCGUGAUGUAGAAAAUGACCUAAUGGAGCUUUUCGAUUACGAUUAUCCAGAUUUGGUUGGAAAGCUCAUCACGAAUAGGGACAGAAUUGUCUGGGUAACCAAGUGGAGGCGAACUGCGGAUGAUGCGGACGCCAAAGCGGUUCUUGAAAAGGAGAUGGUUGAAGCUGGUCAAUACGCGAUUUUGGAUGAACUACGUGGCAAGUCAUCUCGAGAAAAUGGAGCGGAACAGGCUGGCAAAAAAAUGAGAAUUGACUUAAUGGACAUUGAUAUCCCGGGUCCUAAGCCAACUGAAGCUGAAUCGAAGCCAAAGGAUGGUGUCAUAACGCGUGGGCUUCAGCCUAAAAAGCUCAUUAACCUCGAAAAUCUGAUUUUUGAUCAAGGAAACCAUCUCAUGACUAACCCUAAUGUCAAAUUGCCCCAAGGUUCAACCAAAAGAACGUUUAAGGGAUAUGAGGAAAUUCACGUUCCCGCUCCCAAACCAAAGAGAGACCCAAAUGAGCGCCUUAUUUCAAUUUCGGACCUCCCAGAUUGGGCUCGUCCCAGCUUCAAGAACUCCGAAAAGCUCAAUCGUAUCCAAACCAAGUGUUUCGCGACGGCAUUUAACGAUGAUGGGAACAUGCUCAUUUGUGCUCCAACAGGAUCUGGGAAAACCAACGUAGCAAUGCUUACAAUCCUACGUGAGAUUGGGAAAAAUCGGAACUCUGAAACUGGAGAAAUCAUGUUAGAUGACUUCAAAAUAGUCUACAUCGCACCAUUGAAAGCACUUGUCCAGGAGCAAGUUGGGAAUUUCGGCGAAAGACUAAAACCUUAUGGCAUCCGUGUCUCUGAACUUACAGGUGAUCGUCAACUUACCAAAAAGCAGAUAGCAGAUACCCAGAUUAUUGUAACCACUCCUGAAAAGUGGGAUGUUAUCACGAGAAAAGCAACUGAUACCAGCUAUACGAGGCUUGUACGGCUCAUCAUUAUCGAUGAAAUUCAUUUGCUCCAUGAUGACAGAGGUCCCGUCCUAGAAAGCAUCGUUAGCAGGACGAUACGUAAAAUGGAGCAGACCUGUGAUCCAGUGCGCCUGGUUGGUCUGAGCGCCACGCUCCCUAAUUAUCGCGAUGUUGGCAGCUUUCUGCGUGUUGACCCGAUCAAUGCGCUUUUCCACUUUGAUGGAUCUUACCGACCAUGUCCGUUGAAGCAGGAAUUUAUUGGUGUGACUGAUAAAAAGGCAAUUAAACAGCUGAAAACAAUGAAUGAUGUUUGCUAUACGAAGGUUCUCGAGCAAGUUGGUGCUAAUAAAAAUCAAAUGCUGAUUUUCGUUCAUUCAAGAAAAGAAACGGCAAAGACCGCUAGAUAUAUACGAGACAAAGCUGUUGAGAUGGAAACCAUAGGCCAAAUUUUGAGAAGCGACGCGGCUAGUCGAGCUAUUCUUACAGAAGAAGCAGAUGCAGUUAACGAUCCUGCUUUGAAGGACCUUAUGCCUUACGGUUUUGGCAUUCACCAUGCUGGCAUGAGUCUGGCUGAUCGUACCUCAGUUCAAGAACUUUUUGCGGAUGGUAGUUUGCAAGUUCUUGUUUGUACUGCUACCUUGGCGUGGGGUGUCAAUCUCCCAGCUCAUACAGUUAUCAUCAAAGGUACUCAAGUUUACUCGCCGGAGAAAGGCAGCUGGGUUGAAUUGAGUCCUCAGGAUGUGCUGCAGAUGCUUGGCCGUGCUGGUCGACCACAGUAUGACACGUUCGGAGAGGGUAUUAUCAUAACAUCCCAAACCGAAAUGCAAUAUUACCUCUCCCUGCUCAACCAGCAACUCCCUAUUGAAAGUCAACUUAUGAGCAAGCUUGCUGAUAACCUAAACGCUGAGAUUGUGCUUGGAAAUGUCCGCAAUCGCGACGAAGGGGUAGAAUGGCUCGGUUACACGUACCUAUUUGUCCGAAUGCUUCGCUCCCCUGGCCUUUACAGUGUUGGCACUGAUUACGAAAACGACCAAACCCUCGAACAGCGACGCGUGGAUUUGAUACACUCUGCUGCAACCGUUCUCGAAAAAGCUAACCUUAUUAAAUAUGAGAAAAAGACAGGAAAGCUCCAAUCUACCGAACUUGGCCUGAUUGCUUCACAUUACUAUAUUACGCACAGCUCUAUGAACACAUAUAACUACCACCUUCAGCCCAUGGUGUCGACAAUUGAGCUCUUCCGUAUUUUUGCUCUUAGUGACGAAUUCAAGUAUAUUCCAGUUCGACAAGAUGAAAAAUUGGAGCUAGCGAAGCUCCUUGGUCGUGUUCCAAUACCUGUGAAGGAAAGCAUUGAAGAGCCUCACGCGAAGGUCAAUGUACUCCUACAAGCAUACAUUUCUCGCUUGAAGCUGGAAGGGCUUGCGUUAAUGGCGGAUAUGGUAUAUGUUACCCAGUCCGCAGGUCGUAUUCUUAGGGCAAUGUUCGAAAUUGCACUGAGAAAAGGAUGGGCGUCAGUAGCAAAAAUCGCUUUGAGCCUGUGCAAGAUGGCAGAAAAGCGAAUGUGGCCUACAAUGUCUCCUCUUCGCCAAUUUCCAUCUUGUCCCCGUGACGUUUUGCAGAAGUCGGAAAGAAUCGACAUUCCGUGGUCUACGUAUUUUGAUCUGGAUCCACCGAGAAUGGGAGAGUUGUUAGGCAUACCGAAGGCAGGCCGAACCGUUUGCGAUCUCAUCUCAAAGUUCCCGCGUCUGGAUGUUCAGGCACAGGUUCAACCAAUAACUCGGUCAAUGCUCCGUGUGGAACUCACCAUUACCCCUAAUUUCACAUGGGAUGAUGAUCUUCACGGCGUUGCAGAAAGCUUCUGGAUCAUUGUGGAGGACUGUGAUGGGGAAGAUAUCCUCUUCCAUGAUCAAUUCAUUCUUCGCAAAGAGUUCGCUGUUUCUGAAAUGAAUGAGCAUCUAGUAGAGUUCACUACACCCAUAACGGAGCCAAUGCCUCCAAACUACUUCAUCUCACUUGUUUCGGAUCGAUGGAUGCACUCAGAAACAAAGAUCCCCGUCUCGUUUCAAAAGCUGAUUCUCCCCGAGCGCUUCCCGGCUCAUACACCGUUGUUGGAUAUGCAGCGAGUACCAGUAAAAGCCCUUAAACAAACUGAGUACCAAAAGCUCUAUCCUCAUUGGGAUCAUUUCAAUAAGGUUCAGACUCAAGCUUUCAAGUCAUUAUUCGACUCGGAUGACAACGUUUUCCUAGGAGCCCCUACUGGCAGUGGCAAAACGGUCUGUGCUGAGUUCGCUCUACUUCACCACUGGUCGAAGUCCAAAUUUGGAAAAGCUGUGUAUAUUGCUCCUUUCCAAGAAUUGAUCGACCAUCGCUUGAGUGAUUGGCAAAACCGGCUGGGGAAUCUCGAUAGUGGCAAGAACAUUGCCAAACUUACCGGCGAAACCACCGCAGAUCUAAAGAUUCUCGAGAAGGCCGACCUCGUCCUCGCUACUCCAAUUCAGUGGGAUGUUCUGUCACGGCAAUGGCAGCGCCGUAAGAACGUACAGGCUGUUGACCUCUUUAUCGCUGAUGAACUUCACAUGCUUGGCGGUCAGGGGGGUUAUAUUUACGAGAUUAUCGUUUCAAGAAUGCAUUAUAUUGCCCUUCAGACCGAAAAGGAGUUGCGAAUGAUUGGUCUAAGUGUCCCCCUAUCCAAUGCUCGGGACAUCGGGGAGUGGCUUGGUGCUAAAAAGCAUACAGUUUACAACUUUAGUCCUCAUGUGCGUCCAGUUCCAUUGGAACUGCACAUUCAGUCGUAUACUAUUCCCCAUUUCCCCUCUCUCAUGCUCGCCAUGGUGAAACCUGCACUUGCAUCAAUUCUACAACUAUCGCCCGAUAAACCGGUACUCUUGUUUGUACCGACUCGAAAACAAACACGGUCCACUGCUCUGGAUUUGUUGGCUGCUUGUAUUGCUGCCGAUGGCGAGGACAUAUUCUUGCAUGCUGAUGUGGAAGAACUUUCGCCCCUGCUGAAACGUAUCGACGAACAAGCACUGGCAGAGUCAAUAACCCAUGGAAUUGGCUAUUAUCAUGAGGCUCUUAGCAACAGUGACAAGCGUAUUGUUUCUCAUCUCUUCAAAAUUGGUGCGAUUCAAGUUAUGCUUGCCUCCCGAGACGUUUGUUGGGAGAUCAAUUUCAACGCUCAUCUUGUUAUUGUCAUGAAUACCCAAUUCUUUGAUGGUCGCGAACACCGAUACAUUGAUUAUCCGAUAAGUGAAAUACUUCAAAUGUUCGGAAAAGCUUCUCGUCCACUUGAAGACAAGAGCGGAAAGGGUGUUCUUAUGGUUCCUGCCGUCAAACGUGAUUACUAUAAGAAAUUUCUGAAUGAAGCGCUACCAAUAGAAAGCCAUUUGCAAAUACAUUUGCACGAUGCGUUUGUCACCGAAAUAAGCACUAGGACCAUCGCAUCUACACAAGAUGCUGUCGAUUGGAUGACAUACACCUAUUUCUAUCGACGUCUUCUCGCAAAUCCUAGCUACUAUGGCUUAACAGACGUGAGUCAUGAGGGGUUGAGUACUUUCCUCUCAGAGCUAGUUGAGAACACUCUCAAGGAACUCUCUGAGGCCAAGAUCAUCGACCUAGACGAGGAAGAUGAUACGUUAUCGCCACUAAAUGCUGCGAUGAUUGCAGCAUAUUACAACAUUUCGUUUAUCACCAUGCAAACCUUCUUACUUUCACUUACAGCCAGAACAAAGCUGAAAGGUAUACUCGAAAUCAUCACUUCGGCUACUGAAUUUGAGAUUAUCCAGGUUCGACGUCAUGAAGAACAUAUUCUCCGUCGUGUAUAUGAUAGAGUGCCGGUUAAGAUGUCACAGCCAGUCUACGACUCGCCACACUUCAAAGCCUUCAUUCUUUUGCAGGCACAUUUUUCCCGUAUGCAGCUUCCGAUUGAUCUGGGUAAAGACCAAGAAGUUAUUGUGAGUAAAGUUUUGAACCUCCUAAGCGCUUGCGUAGACGUUCUUUCUUCCGAGGGUCACUUGAACGCAAUGAAUGCGAUGGAGAUGUCGCAAAUGGUUGUUCAAGCUAUGUGGGAUAGGGAUAGUCCAUUGAAGCAAAUUCCGCAUUUCGGCCCAGAGGCCAUCAAAGUGGCCAACGAGUUCCACAUCAAGGACAUCUUUGAGUUUAUGGAAGCUAUGGACCCGUCGGAGAACAAGGAUUAUGCAACCCUUGUGAAGCGCCUGGGUCUCAACAACAAGCAGCUUGCACAAGCGGCAGAAUUUACGAACAACAAAUAUCCUAACGUGGACCUCGACUUUACUGUUCUUGACGAGGAGAAUAUCACCGCCGGCGAGCCAGCGUAUAUCGAUAUCAAGAUUGAGAGGGAUGUUGAAGAAGAUGAAGAAGUCGAUACCACUGUGUCUGCUCCGUUCUAUCCGGGCAAGAAGAUGGAGAACUGGUGGCUUGUUGUUGGUGAAGAAAAGACAAACAGCCUCCUCGCCACCAAACGGGUCACAAUCGGAAAGAAAUUGCAGCUCAAACUGGAGUAUAUUGUUCCGACACCUGGUGAACAUGAGUUAACGCUGUUCUUAAUGAGUGAUAGCUAUGUCGGCGUUGAUCAGGACCCUUCAUUCAAAAUUACGGCAGCAGAAGGAAUGGAUGAAGAUGAGGAAGAGGAUGACGGAGAAGAGGUAAUGCUGAGCGCUCCUCGACGCUCCGCCGCAAUUCCUAAUGCAUCGGGUACCCUGCUAGCCUACACCCAGACGACAUACUCAUUUGAGUCACACUUGACCACCUCUGAGCUGCGGGUCCUCGACGUUGCAACCGGCAGCUCUGUUCUCCUGACAAAUUCCUACCGCGGGUCUCCACAAUGGCUAGGUGAUGGGAACAAGCUCGUCUGGCUGAAGGAAGAAGACGAUGGCAAAACGAGCUUCAUUGUUGGUGAUGGCAAGCGUGAAGAAGACUCUUAUGUUGCGGGAACCGUAUCGGGACCCGUAUCGGAUUUAAAGGUUACUACUAUUUCCCGUGGACUCGUGGGUUUUGCGGUUUCUGGGAAGGGGAAUCAAGACGGAACUCUGUACAAUCCGUCAACUGCGAAAAAGCCAGUUAGCUCUGGAAAGUUGUAUACGUCCCUUUUCGUCAGGCAUUGGGAUGAAUACAUUCGACCACAGAAAAAUAAUAUUUGGUAUGGGACACUACAGCAAACCACAUCCUCUACGGCAGGACAGCGAUCCAAGUACAAAUUAUCAGAAUUAAAGAACCUAUUUUGUCAGAUUGGUGCAACGGAUAUAGAAUCACCUAUUCCUCCGUUUGGUGGGACCGAUCAUUUUGAUAUAUGUCCCCGAGGCAUUGUGUUUGUGGCUAGAGAUCCGAAUUUGAAUCCGGCGUUGCAUACCAAAUGUCUACUGUACUAUUGUCGAUUGCAAUCCUGGACCGAAGCAGUUCCUGUUUCUGCAAAAACUCUCACACUCGAUGAGUUAAACGGAGCGAUUACCUGCCCAAUUCUGUCACCGGUGAAAAAUACGCUGGCAGUAUUGGCUAUGAGAGAGGAUGGAUAUGAAUCAGAUAAGAAUAGGAUCAUUCUUGUCCCCAGCCUAUUUGACGCGCAGACUCGGCCUAUUGAGCUAUUCGCAACAGCAGGUGGUGCUAGUUUAUGGAGCCUAAGCCCAAGCUCUCUUGCAUGGGGAGAGGACGAUUUUGAUCUAUUCAUCCGAGCCGAGGAUACCGGUCGCUGCGUUGUGUUCAGACUUCCAAUCCCUAAUUACGCGAAUGCAUCUAUACAACAUCUAUCCAAAUUAACCCAUUCCGGAUACGUUAUUGGCCUUGCGUUAGCAUCCAAGAAGUUAUUCCUAUCUAGUACCAGUCUCGUGGAAAACAGCGUAUUCUCAUACAUAGAUUUGUCGAGACCAGGCCAGGAACAAAAAGUUGUCUGUUCAAGUUCACGACAUGGCGUAUCACUUGGCCUGGCCCGUGAACAAGUCAGCGAUAUAUGGUGGAGAGGAGCAGAUGACCGACCAAUUCAUGCAUGGGUCAUAAAACCAUCCGACUUUGUCCCACAAAAGAGGUAUCCCCUCUGCUAUCUCAUUCAUGGCGGACCUCAGGGCGCAUGGAACGACCAAUGGAGCACCCGUUGGAAUCCUGCCGUCUUUGCAGAACAAGGCUACGUUGUUAUUACCCCAAAUCCUACAGGCAGCACCGGCUACGGCCAGGAAUUUACAGACGCCAUCCAAAACGAGUGGGGCGGCAAGCCGUACGAGGAUAUCGUCAGGGGCUUUGAAUAUAUCGAAAAAGAACUCGACUACGUCGAUACUGACCACGCAGUGGCCAUGGGCGCCUCCUACGGCGGCUUCAUGAUCAACUGGAUCCAGGGCCACGAUUUGGGCCGCAAGUUCAAAGCCUUAGUCACACAUGAUGGGAUCUUCAGUACGAAAUUUUCUCUCGCUGCUGAGGAACUCUAUUUCCCCAUCCGUGAUCUGAAGGGUGUGUUCUGGCAAGUCCCCGAGAACUGGGAUCGCUGGGACCCCUCCUUGUUCCUAGAUAAAUGGGCCACACCGCAUUUGAUUAUCCAUAACGAGCUGGAUUACCGUCUCACUAUUUCGGAGGGCUUGGCUGCCUUUAAUGUAUUGCAGAUGCGUGGUGUACCCAGCGCGUUUUUGACUUUCCCAGACGAGAAUCAUUGGGUGCUCAAGCCGGAGAAUUCCCUCUUUUGGCAUCGUACGGUUAUUAAUUGGAUCAAUAAGUAUGCAGGGUUGCCGCCGUUGUUGGAUGCGAUUGAUGGGUUCCCGGCCAAGAUUGAUGAGAAGGAUGUUUUGCGGGGGCGGUUGGCGAAAUAG
Molecule: messenger RNA, 8802 nt
Organism: Paracoccidioides lutzii Pb01
Exons: 3
Coding region: 1-8802 (2933 amino acids)
Biological process (GO): proteolysis
Cellular component (GO): nucleus
Molecular function (GO): ATP hydrolysis activity; nucleic acid binding; serine-type peptidase activity
Source: RefSeq, a predicted model, not a curated record